Colletotrichum chrysophilum is the source of this 867-nucleotide messenger RNA. RefSeq lists its product as uncharacterized. The record is from RefSeq and is a predicted model, not a curated record. The transcript is spliced from 3 exons. Gene Ontology annotation, molecular function: small GTPase binding. Gene Ontology annotation, biological process: vesicle-mediated transport. Gene Ontology annotation, cellular component: Golgi apparatus; membrane. Bases 1 to 867 code for a protein of 288 amino acids. NCBI's taxonomy places the organism in Eukaryota, Fungi, Ascomycota, Sordariomycetes, Glomerellales, Glomerellaceae.
AUGCCUUCAGGUUCCGGGUACGAUGCUGUUGUAGAUGUCGACGAUGAGGGUGACCUCGGUCACACCGAUCUUCAAGACGACCUCGAAUUUCACACCUCAAACUUCGCAGACACAACACCAGGAAGUCGCAAGCCUCCCGCGUCUGGCCUCCCUCCUCCUGCGACAGCUUCCUCGAGCUCCUCGAAGCGCUUCCUGUGGAGCCUGAACUUCUAUGCUCAAUACUUCGAUGUCGACACGUCAGCCGUACUGUCUCGUUGCUGGGCCGCGCUCUUCCCUCGAGCCAACUUCCUUGAUGUUCUCGAGGGUAACCCCGACUUAUACGGUCCCUUUUGGAUUGCGACGACAGUCGUCUUGAUUCUCUUCCUUGGAGGCACCAUCAGCCAGUACCUCUCCAGCACCGGUACAGGGCCGUUUGCCUACGACUUCAAGCUUCUGAGUGGUGCUGCCGGCCUUAUCUACGGCUACACCCUCUUCGUUCCCGUCGGCCUCUACGUCGCUCUACGUUACUUCGGGUCCGAGUCUGCAAACCUCCUUGAAUGCUGGGCCCUCUAUGGCUAUGCCAAUCUCAUUUGGAUUCCUGUCGCUCUCAUCAGUUGGUCGCCCAUCAACAUUCUCAACUGGGUGUUCGUCGCUGUCGGCUGUGGCAUGUCUGUCGCUUUCCUUCUGCGAAACCUUUACCCUGUGUUGAGUGCUACGGACCACCAGACGAGCAAGAUUCUCCUCAUCGUCGUCGUCGCGCUUCACCUCGGCCUCUCCCUGGCCAUCAAGAUCCUCUUCUUUGCGCAUGGAAGCCCUGUCGCGAGCACCCCAGCGCAGCCUCCCGCCGCUGCGCCGCCCGCUGAAGGCCAGCCCCCUCAACUCUUCUGA